UCUUUUCCUCAGACCCUAAUCUUUGUACCCCACUCCACACCAACAUGGAUUCCCAGGAGUGGCCCGAGCCGGUCGUCCCAGUCCAGUCCUUAUCGGAGAGCGGCUUGACGGAGAUCCCCGCGAACUACGUCAAACCCCCCUCCGAGCGGCCUCAUGCUGUCUCGUUCCUCGACGGCCCCGAGCAGGGCCUGAAGAUACCCGUCAUCGACCUCGGCGGCCUCGUCGGCGACUCGGGGGAACGACGGGCUACCAUGCAGGCGAUGUGGGAUGCAUGCAAGGAAUGGGGCUUCUUCCAGGUGGUGAACCACGGCGUGAGCCUCGAUCUGGUUGAAAAGAUGAGGAAGCUGUGGAAGGAAUUCUUCCACCUUCCCAUGGAGGAGAAAAAGGCCUACGCCAAUAGCCCCAAGUCAUACGAGGGUUACGGCAGCCGCCUCGGGGUGGCGAAAGAUGCCAUCUUGGACUGGACCGACUACUUCUUCUUCCAUCUCUCUCCAGACUCUGUGAAGAACCUCGACAAAUGGCCUCUCCGCCCUGAAACCUUAAGGGGGACCGCUGAAGAGUAUGGACGUGAGUUGGUGAAGCUUUGUGGGGUGCUGAUGAAGGUGCUGUCGAUAGGUCUGGGACUGGAUGAGGGCUACCUCCAGAAGGUCUUCGGCGGAGACGACAUUGGAGCUUGCAUGCGGGUGUGUUUGUAUCCCAAGUGCCCGCAGCCGGAGCUGACCCUCGGCCUCUCGCCACACUCCGAUCCUGGAGGCCUGACCGUCCUUCUGGCGGACGAGCGUGUCCGGGGCCUCCAAGUUCGCAAGGGGGAUGCAUGGAUUUCUGUUCAGCCUGCCCCCGGGGCGUUCAUCGUCAACGUCGGUGAUCAGAUUCAGGGUUGCAGGGAAGGGGAGGAGGAGGAGAAACCAUGACCGAAAGAGCCAUCUUAGGGUUGCGGGCUGAUGAGAUCGAGGUGUUUUUUAUUUUUAACCCACGAACCCACGAUGGCUUCCUCGAUCGCCGUUUCUUCUUCUCUGCUUCCCCGGUCGAUCCAGCUGGAUCCGGCCGGCGGGGCUUCUCGCAAUUAAACAGGCCCUUGAUACAUUAUACGCUCCAUUGUCUCUUUCUGCAUCAUUUAUUUACAAUAGGUUGUGAUAUUUCAAUAUCAUUUUUUUUUUCUUUGAUUGAACAUGAGAGAAUUGAACUUUUAAUUAAUUCAAGAUUGUUGCAUCUUCCUAAAUUUAGGAAUUAAUUAAUGGGACGUAUUAAAAAAUUUUCUUCCAUAGAGACCAUCUUAAAAUAAAUUUAGAAAUAAUAUUUGACCUGUAAAUAUAAUUUUUUAACUACAUCAUGCAGGUAUUAUAAUUUUUUUUCAUGAAAGGUCACAUUUGAUUUAUUACAGUUGUUUUGCUCUAAAAAGGGUCUUGUAAGUUCAGUU
Messenger RNA from Elaeis guineensis (African oil palm), 1417 nucleotides. The record is from RefSeq and is a predicted model, not a curated record. Lineage: Eukaryota; Viridiplantae; Streptophyta; Magnoliopsida; Arecales; Arecaceae.